Solenopsis invicta (red fire ant) is the source of this 4558-nucleotide messenger RNA. RefSeq names its product SH2B adapter protein 1 (gene Lnk). Gene Ontology annotation, cellular component: plasma membrane. Gene Ontology annotation, biological process: intracellular signal transduction. The transcript has 5 exons. Bases 748 to 2673 code for a protein of 641 amino acids. NCBI's taxonomy places the organism in Eukaryota, Metazoa, Arthropoda, Insecta, Hymenoptera, Formicidae. The record is from RefSeq and is a predicted model, not a curated record. Gene Ontology annotation, molecular function: transmembrane receptor protein tyrosine kinase adaptor activity.
UUCGCGCGUGUUCUUCAUAAUGCCCGUAAACGUUUCCGACGUCGGCACGAACGCGCGAGCAUCAUGCGUGUAGGUCCUUGACUUUGACACGCGCGUGAUAAGAUCGACGCGCGCGCGUCGCCGGCGUGAGUCCGACAAAGCCGCCGAUGAUCACUAUCGUUUACCCGGCAACGGGAGGUACGAACAAGAGAGACAGACAAGGAAAGGAGAGAGAAAGAAAGAGAAAGUCGUCGCAGGUAGACGCGAGUGAGUAAGUAACGAGGAGCGGAAGACUUCCCGGUCGCUCCGAAAUCCCAUCAGCGUCGGUUUCCGGUUAACCCGGCUGCUCCUUGCUCCCUCCCCGCAGAACAAUACGAUGAAUUGAGGGGGGAUAUAAGUAUAAUGUAACGAAUUCAUCAGCGGGUAUCGUUCAAGUUGAGAGCUCAGCGAUUCUCUCAACGCAGAAUCAACGUAUCAACGUCCCAUUGUCGAUAUCCUUUUCUCCCUGCAGAAUCCAGGGUAUGUGUGCGCGUGUGUGUGUUACUCUACUGUGGCUAUUCAGCAAUCGCCGUGAUCACCGUAAUUUUUACAACGGGAAGUGAUAUGUUCGCGCAGCGACGUUCGCGAUCGUGAAGGGACCCCGUUAGCGACGGGCGAGAGUGGAGGGCGACGGGUGGCGGCGACGGCGGCGGCGGUGGUGGUGGUGGCGGCAGCGGUCGCGGCACAAGGGGGAGGCCUUCCGCCCCCUACGCGAGCCAGACGCCGGUAAUGAGUGUUUACGCUGCGAGCACGCCGACAGCGAGCACCGCGAUAUCGCCGGCGAUUAAUACGACGGAAACAACGGCAUCGACGGCAACGAAGCCAACGACGACGACGUCGCCGAUAGCAACAACGACGACGACGACGACGAUAGCUACAGAGACUACGUCAACGACGACAACGACGACGACGACGACGACGACGACGACGACGACGACGACGUCGGCGGUGGCGGCGGUGGCGGUGACGGCAACGGCGGCGGCAGCGACGACAACAACGAAUACGACGACAGCGGCGACGGCACCGGUUACGACGACGGCCACGUCGUCCACGGCGACCGCCGCGUCGCCGGAAGCAGCGACCGGCUGGAUCGAGUUCUGCGAGAGACACGCCCGCGCCUCGGCCUCCGACUUCGCCAAAGCAUUCUGCGCCUACGUUAGCCUGAACCUGCCCGAGAGCGCCCGCGCCAAUCUCUCGCACCGCGACUUCUUACGCAAGUUCGUCGAGAGCUUCUGCGAGCACUUCGAGAGCGAGUAUCUGCGCCAAAACGUGAGAUCGCUAUCAUUGCAUGAUACUAGAAGUGUAGUGUCCAAUGAAAGAGACAUAAACCUUGCAAGCCAAAAUACCAAUGCACCAAUUCGUGCGUCAUCGCAUGAGGAAUUCAGUGACUAUUCUGAACAUGAGGGAGAGGCAGUGUCGCCAAAGCCUGCUCACAAACCCUUCUUCCGCAGAUUAUCUUUUAAAGGACUUAAAAAAGGCAAGAGUUUCUUCCACAAGCAGCAGAGCGAUGAAGUUGAGUUGUCCCACAGCGAACACCGCAAGGAUAAGCACUCCAAGGCCAAGCUAUCGAAGAUCGUGGUGGAAUGUCGUAAAGAGGGAAUCGUUAAUUCUUUGAUGGGGGAGAACAUAGAUGGGACGCAGAAAUGGGAAAAGUCACGGCUAGCUUUGAUAAAGGCCAUCGGUGGUUACAUGUUGGAGUUCUAUUCCCCCCCGAAGGCCGUGAAACCACGAAGUGGCGUUUUUUGCUCGGCGAUUACGGAAGCGAGGGAGACCACGGCGCUCGAAAUGCCGGACCACGAGAACACGUUCGUCCUGAAGACCCAAAACAUGGAGUUUGUCAUCGAGGCGCACGACUCGAAUGACAUGAAAUCGUGGUUGGCGACGAUUAGAUACUGCAUGCGAACAGUGCAGCAGAGUUCCAGUAUCCCUGGCUCUGGACCGAGUGAUUCUUUAGGAGAUUCUCUGGGCCACGGUUCGUUGGCUAUUGGAUCCGACAAUGAUCGAUUACGAGCCAACUCGGCGAGUAAGAGUUUCCGAUCCGCUAGUCAUGAACAUGGCGAUGACUCGCAAGGCAAUCCACCAGAAUUACCUCCGAGACUCCACAUGCGCAGCAGUAGCAAUCUAGAAUUAUGUUCCUCUCAGCAAGAAAUCGAGCAAAUGCCUGCUAAUGAGGGAGAGCUGGAUUUAUCGAGUAGUUUACGAGAAUAUCCGUGGUUUCACGGCACCCUUCCUCGCUCGGAUGCCGCGCAGCUUGUAUUGCAUAGUGCAGCUAAUGGUCAUGGUGUAUUCUUAGUUCGGCAAAGCGAGACUAGAAAAGGCGAAUUUGUGUUAACUUUUAAUUUCCAAGGAAGAGCAAAACAUUUACGGAUGACGUUAAAUGAUCAAGGUCAUUGCCGAGUUCAACAUCUAUGCUUUCCUGCGAUAUACGAUAUGCUUGAACACUUUCGCCAAAAUGCGAUACCACUCGAAUCUGGCGGGACUGCGGAUGUUACUUUAACAGAAUACGUAGUGGCGACGAAUCACGCAACGCGAUCGGGACACCAUAACGUAGCGGGUAGUUCGAACGUGCAACAGUCGCAAGACAGGAGACCUCCAGCAGCUCUGGAGCCCAGAGAAGUAAGAGUCUGCAGUGGAAGUCUAACUCCUCUUGUGUGAGCGCGAGUGGCCAACACCCACAGUCUGAAGUCUAAUCUACAGACAGUACGCACUUAUGGUGGUUCUAUAAGAACGCGCGUGGAAUCGUUGGAGAGACUAGAGCAACAGAGCACCAUUGCAGAACAACAGGGCUCAGCUUCAUCCACCGGCAGAGCAGUUCAGAAUACUUAUAGUUUUCUCUGACGCUGGAUUCACGCUAAUCCGCCAUCAGGCUACAAUCCGGUCAGUCCGACGGACUGAACGAUAUGAUGAAGUAACCGCAGUUUUUGUCUCCAGAGAAUUGCGUCAAGCCAUAAGCCACGACAAAAAGCGCAUCUCUUUACUAGUACAAACGAAUUGCAUUUUUCUUUUUUGGAAUAACUAUCUUCCAAUCAUUGACUCUUGCGUUUAGCAUUCGAUAUUAUACCUUUAUGAUUUAUUAGCAACAUGUUUGCGUAUCGUAUUUACAUCGAAGAAAUAGAAUAGUCUGCCAACAAAACGAGUCUUAGUUAGCAAUAAUAUCAUUUCAUAACGUCAUGCUCAAUUCCCACUCCUAAUGACGCCGCAGCAUUCCACGGAGCUCCCUUUCACAAGUUUCGCAUGUAUCUGUGACUCGUCUUUUCAUCGAGACCAAACUAAUAGUCUCCUCGUAUAUUUUUAUUGAAAGAACAGAUAUAUUUUAAUGAAAGGUCCCCUGAGUCGUCGAUUACACAUCGCUUAAUCAAUACAUGUAACAUUGUGCGUAAACGUAUGUAUGUAAUUGGGGUAUGAUAGUCUCCGAAAUCGCAAAUUAUGGACUGCCAGUAUAUGCAAUCUCCCCCCCCCCCUUCUCCUAUUUACGUCUUCGGAUCAUCCCGAAGACUUGACAAGUGCGCCAAAGCUAAAGCUAAAAUACUAUUAAAUCCCGCUUCGUCUCAUGAGUACAAUUUAUUAUACAAAAUCGCAUUUCAAUCGCAUUGUCAUUAAUCCCAAUGCUUCGUAGGGCGAAUAAAUGUAACAGACGUGCCCUAUAAUCAUCGAUAACCAUAAAACGAGCUGCGAUAUUUAUAAAUUAUUCCUAGUCCUCGUCAGUGUAAAGAUCAAUGUAUAAAUUCCCCCAUUUGUCAAGUAAAUAACACGAAGAGAGAGAAAAGAGGAGGAUACAAUUAUGCUAUCAUCCGGGAUAAACGGAAAGGACAAUGCGUUUCACGCUACAGUAAGUAUGAUCCCAUGUAUCCCUACAGAAAUAGCAAAAAUCGUAUUCGAUAAGCGUAUCGAGAAGUGUAUUAACAAAUUGUGUAACGACUAAGGAUUAUCACUAACACCAUAGAGCAAUAUGACUGAGUGUGCAAAAAUUAAACUAUAGACAAAUGUAUGGAUGAAUGGUACACGUAUGAUAGAAGAGCGAUGAUCGACGGAGUUGAUCCGAUUUGUGAAAUGCAGAGCAGGCAUUCUCAGUACGAGCCGAACUGAUUACUGUGAUAAGAUCUUUCAUUCGCACAAGGCAUCCAAUAAAUCCCGCCGCCGUCCGUGCCAGUCUACGUUCUCUCGUUCGUGAGAACAAUCAUAGAGACAACAGGGACAAAUUUAUCACACAUUUGUACAUUUCACUCGCUACUCACCAUCUCGAAAGUUGUAAGAAUAGAAUUUCCAUCACGCGGUCCCGAAGCAGGAAAAGAAAAAAAUUAUGUAGGAAAAGUUAUAGUCGAUCUGGAAAAAUCUGUAUCGCCAAUUCAUCCUUUAGCCGAAAUGCUUGCAAAAUCAUGCUGUAAGUAGGAUAUGUAAGCUUGUUCCUCGCGUAGCCGCAGUUGAAAAGACAGUCCUGAGGUAUACAGAGUUUGACACAACUACUAGGCAUUCAACCGUAAUACUUUUCUACCUUAUGUCAAGAUGCAAGGAUGAAAAUAAAACCUGAAUCCCCUGAGAA